This is a messenger RNA of Camelus dromedarius (Arabian camel), 8274 nucleotides long. RefSeq names its product zinc finger protein 550 (gene ZNF550). Gene Ontology annotation, biological process: regulation of DNA-templated transcription. The transcript is spliced from 4 exons. The record is from RefSeq and is a predicted model, not a curated record. Bases 206 to 1603 code for a protein of 465 amino acids. Lineage: Eukaryota; Metazoa; Chordata; Mammalia; Artiodactyla; Camelidae.
GGAGUGGGGCUUCCGGCGCCGUUGGGGUGGGCGUUUGUUGGCGUCGGGGCGGUUGUCUCUGGUCGGUGAGUUCUAGCUCGGCGUUGGGACCGCGCGGGGAGGACCGCAAGGAGGAGCCCCGUGCGCCUGUGUGACCGCGGGGAGGGUCAGCUGAGCCCCCGACCCACCCCUCUCCCUCGCACGGCCCCAGCCUCCCCGCGGCCCGAUGGCGGCCUUGGUGACCCCGGCGCAGGUAUUGGUGACCUUCAAGGACGUGGCCGUGACUUUUACCCAGGAGGAGUGGGGGCAACUUGACCUGGACCAGAGGACCCUGUAUCGGGAGGUGAUGCUGGAGACCUGUGGGCUCCUGGUGUCACUGGGGCAUCCAGUUCCCAAAGCAGAGCUGAUGCACCUGCUGGAGCCUGGGCCAAAGGUAUGGACAGUCACGAGGGGCCUCUCAUGGAGUACAUGUCCAGGUAGGAACUGGGAGCUCGCUGGGACAGUGGAUUCAGGGCAGCCUUUGGAACGCACGGGGACCCGAGCCUCUCACCUUCUGGAGGGAACUCUUUGCAGAGUCUGGUUGUUCUCUCACAUCAAAGGAUCGUGUGCAUCAGCAGGUGACAGAGCAGAACCUCAGACCAGAGAGCCAAGCACUUCGCAGCUGGUUUUGUCCGAGGGAGCCUUGCUCCGGGGAAGCCUGACUCUGGGAUCUUCAAGGUGCUCCAGGUCGGGGCAGGCCAGGGAUCCAGGGGGAAUUCUGGAAGUGGAGAGGGAUCAGCUGAGGCCACAGACAGCCCCCCACAAGGAGACCCACCUCAGGAAGAUGAGCCUUGGAAACGAGGGUCUGGGAACGGGUGCUAGUCUGCGCUCUGGGGCGUUAGAGGGGAGAGUCUCUCUGGGGGCUGUUCUCCACCAGCCUGACCCACCAGGACCGCCAAAAGGCCCCAUGGUUCCUCACGUCUACAAAUGCAAGCAGUGCGGGAAAGGGUUUCGCAGGAAGUGGUACCUGGCUCGCCACCAGCGGGUUCACACGGGAAUGAAGCCCUACGAGUGCAGCGCGUGCGGGAAGGCCUUCAGCCAGAGCUCCACCCUGGUCCGGCACCACCUCACGCACAGCGGGGAGAAGCCCUUCCGGUGCGGGGACUGCGGCAAGGCCUUCAAACGCCGGUCCUACCUCACCCAGCACCGGCCGGUGCACACCGGGGAGAAGCCCUACGAGUGCGGUCAGUGUCGCAAGGCCUUCACGCACCGGUCCACGUUCCUCCGCCACCGUCGGACGCACACGGGGGAGAAGCCCUUCGCGUGCCGGGACUGCGGCAAGGCCUUCAGCCACAGGGCGCACCUGCUGCAGCACUGCCUCACGCACAGCGGGGAGAAGCCGUUCGCGUGCGGGGACUGCGGCAAGGCGUUCCGCUGCGGCUCGGAGCUGGCACAGCACCGGCGCCUGCACACCGGCGAGCGGCCGUUCCGCUGCGGCCAGUGCGGCAAGGCCUUCCACCGCAGCACCUACCUGCUGCAGCACGCGGUGGUCCACGCCGCCGCCACGCCGUUCGCCUGCGGCCAGUGCGGCAAGGCCUUCAAACGCCGCUCCCACCUCCUGCAGCACCGGCGGGUCCACACGUGAGCGCGGGCCCGCGCCCCGCGGGAGGGCGGGGCCCCGUGCGUGCGGGGGCAGCUGCAGAGGGUUCCGCUGUCGGGCUUCGGCCACACGGGCCGCCGUGGGGCGCAGUGAAGGCACGAAGCCUGACGCCGCCGCCGGCAGCUGGGGGGUGCGCGCCACGGAGGAGGCGCGUCGCCUGCAGGCCGCCCCCGCCGACCUCGGGAGACACGCGGCGAGAGAUGCUGCAUCGAACACGAGAGCCAUUCUCAGCCCCGAGGACACGCACAGGUAACGGAGAGGAACCGCGUCAUCGUCGCCGCCGGGACCGCCCGGGCCGGUCACCACUUGUCCCGCGGGCUCACGCUGGAACCCGGCGGAGCUCGGGCUGCACCUGUGAGGAGGCACACGGGGACAGACGUGGCGUCCCGGGCCCUGACCGCAGCCUUCAGCCACGGCCAAGGUGCUUCGCUUGGUCUGCCCUCCCAGCCUGCCCAGCCCGUGCUGAGAUGAUCGCCCGUCCGCAGGAGCGCCAGUCCACCUGGUUGGGGCGCCCGGGCAGCCCGCACCGGGCAUUGCCUCGUGUGCCUGGCGGGGAGAGUGACACCAGGGAGGCUGAGGCGGGGAUGGAGGGACCUCUGUGUCCAGAUGUGCAGAUUCCAGCCGCUUGGAUCUUCAGGCCGUGCUCCGGCCAGGGCGAGGGUGAUGUGCCAGGACGGGUGAGGGACAGUGCUCAGCCGGUACAAGCUGGAUGCCACUGAGACGGAAGCCCAGCCUGUCUCCCUGGGGAGAGCCCUACAGAUCCCGCCCAGAAGAGCUGGGGGACGCGACCUACUAGAGAGCUCCAUCAUCCAAGCAGGCCCCAGGGCCCAAAACAAAACGGAACAGCUUUCGGGAGGGCAUAGCUCAAUGGUAGAGCGCGUGCAUAGAUAGCGUGCAUGGGGUCCUGGGUUCACAAUUAAGAAGCCAUCUCAGCAUUACCUUAAAAGGAAGAAGGAAAGCAGGCAGCGGUGGCUGUAAACGGAAGAAGCAGGUGCCUCGGCAGCCUCUUCCAGACCGCCCUGCCACGCCCGCUGCGGUCUCUCAUCAGGUUCGGGGGGGUGGGGGUGGGGGGCGAUGUCUGAGAGCAAAAGGAUCCUGGCCCUUGAUUUUUUUUCCUUUUCUUUUUUUUAGGGGAGAGGGGUUAAUUUGUGCUUUUAUUUGCUGGUAUAACUUAACCGACAGUGGCAAACUUUUUCUGCAUUCUUUUUUUUAUUGAAGUAUAGUCAGUUUACAAUAUUGUGAAAUUCUUUUUUUUUUUAAAUAGUGGGGGAGGUAAUUAGGGUUUUUUUGUUUGUUUUUCUUAAUGAAGGUACUGGGAUUGAACUCAGGACCUCGUGCAUGUUAAGCACACACUCUACCACUGAGCUAUACCCACCCUCACGCCUGCAAACUUUUUUUAACCUAAAAAAUACAUUUUACAUCACAAUCCCACAAAAACACAUGUAUAAUACGGAGACAUAUAUAUAAAACUGAAAAAGUUUUGCCAAAAAUGCCUACCCUAACACUUGUUUUUAAUUUUAAGACUUUUUUUUAAAGCAGUUGUAGGUUUACACCAAAACUGACAGGAAAGUACAGAAAUUUUGCAUAUACACCGUUAACACACACGUGCAUAGCCAUUGUCAAAGUCGUUUACCAGAGUGGUACUUUUUUUUUUUUAACUAACAAUGACCCUACAUUGACACGUCAUAAUCACCAAAGUCCACAGUUCACCUUAGGUUGGAGAAAAUUAUAGUGACAUAUAUCCAUCAUUAUAAUGUCAUGCAAAGCAUUUUCACUGCUCUAAAAAAUGUCUGUACUCCAGAAUGCCAGCCCUUGAUUUCUUUCUAUGUGGGAGUGGGGAGAGGUAAUUAGAUUUCUUUCUUUCCUGUUUUUUUAACAGAGGUACUGCGGAUGAUGAGCACACGCUCUGCCCCUUGAGCUAUACCCUCCCUCCUAGGGCCAGGGAUGUGUAACUGGUGAGUCCAGACAAGUCCAUGCAGGUGGCAUCUUUAUGGGUUUCCCAGUGGGCACUGUGGACUUACUCCUUUGUGCUGCCUUUGGAUGUGAUUAUUUGAUAUUUGCUCCGAGAUUUUUUUUUUUUUUUACUUUGAGAUUAGUUUCAAGCGCUGCAAGAUAAUCAGUGUUAACUCUGGUUAAAAAAUCUCUUGUACAAGAGGGGAGGGUAUAGUGCAGUGGUAGAGUGCAAUCCCCAGUACCUCUGUUAAAAAUAAGUAAUUCAUUAAAUAAAUAGUUACCUCCCCAAUUAAAAAUUUUUUGAAAAAAAAAUUUCUUGUACAGAAAAGGAUAAAAUAAUUUCCUCACUUGGAACUGUCUUCAGCGCCUUUUUAAAGACCACGUACACACUUCAUCUUUUCACAGUGGGCGUGCACCCUUUAUGUGCUGCACAGGGCAUGACAACACUUUUUUUUUAACAUAGUUACAUAUAUUUAUUAAUCAUCAAGUUUUUUUUUUUUAACCAAACAUUCGGUUUAUUAAAAAGAAUCAAUUAGCAGGGCUGGAGGGGAAAAGGCCACUACUGAUGCAAAAUAGCAAAACUUCUUUAAUACUGGACACAUGAGCAGCAUCCCCCAGAUGCAAUUGUAAGAAAAAUCCUCCUGGAACAGGAAAGAAUUUAUGCCAAGUGCUUAUUAAACAGAACUUUGAAAAAACUCUGCAAAUGCAGUGAGUUAGGCAAUGGCCCCAUAAAGGUAGGUAACUCAAGGCGUUGUUUUCCUAAACCCAAACCCAUGCAUUUAGUUAAUCCUGGUAAAGGGCCCCAAUAUCCAGAGGGAAACAAGCUUUUCCUGUCCUGCUUAGAGAGCAAAAGGCAAGUGUUGAGGAGGCACAGAGCCCUGCCCACUGCCCCACCCACCUCACAAGAACCGCCCACUAGCAUAGACUGACCCGCUAGAGUAGGCCAAUUACCGGAAAUAGGAAUCCACAUGCAUGGGGCAUGCUACUGUAAUCACACUGAGCUCGGUAUACGCUGGUGUUCAGAUUUUUGAAAUAAAGAUAAAUGGACAGACUGAAGUAUCUGAGUUAAACACUGCACAGUAUAUUCGACAACUGGAAAAAAAUCUAGAGGGUGGUAUAACUAUUCACGUUUGUAAGCAAGUAUAGGGACAAGCCCUGCAAUCUGAAGAAAAACCCGUUCAGGGCAGAGUUGACAAUCUCCCCCUGACUUUCAGGAGUGUGUCACUAUACGAAAACCUCUGGAUUCAGGAAAGUAGCAACAGGAUAUUAAGGAAUUGGCUUCUGUCAUCAUGGAUCAUGGGGACCAGUCUGAAGCAGGGCUGACUGGAGGCUGGGAACGUCGCAGCUCAGAUCCAGGAUCUGCAGGUUAGAACAGCAGUCUAGAGAAUGGUUAGUGCUUUCCUCAUAAACUCCUGGAUUUCCAAACAGGUUCCUUUUCCAUACAAUGACCAAGUCUUUUUUAAGAUGUUUUCCAUAAGGCUUUUUUUUUUUUUUCAAUCUGGCUGCUGCAGGAUAUUCAGCCAUCCCUGAUCUGAUCUUUUAUUAUCAUUUCUUUUUUUAACGGAGGGAGGUAAUUCGCUUUAUUUUAAAAUUUUUAUUUUUUAUUGACGUGUAGUUGAUUUACAGUGUUAGUUUCAGGUGUACGGCAAACCGAUUCAGUUAUACAUAUACACAUUUUUUUUCUUUUCAGAUUCUUUUCCAUCAUGUUAUUGAAAGAAACUGAAUUUAGUUCCCUGUGUUAUACAGUAGGUCCUUGUUUAUCUAUUUUAUAUAUAGUAGUGUGUGUAUCUGUUAAGCCCCAACCCCUAGUUGUUUCUCAUGCUCGAGAGCAGUCAGGGUACUGAGUAUGCAGGGAGGGCAGUGAAUCGGGAAAGUUACAGUGAGUAGCAGCAUCGGCACACAUGGAUGACAAAGUAAGGUGACGUUUAUUCCGUGCUCCAAGAAAUAAUUAGUUGUACAUCAUGUGUGUCCGACACUUCGGGUAGAUGAGAUGCACAUGCACAGGACGUCGAUGAUUUUGCCCUGGUGGAGCUUAUAUUCUGGUUGAGCAAAACAUUCCACUUGCAAUGUCCCUAAGUGAUUAAGUUACACAGUAGGUUAGAAAGUAAUGAGUUCCGUGGAAAAGAGGAAAGAGGACACAGAGGAAGGAAAACAUGGGGGUAGGGGCAAGGUGAAACAUUAAUAGAGUGUUCACUUAGGACUGAUGGGGUGACGACAAUAUGGUAGCACAUAUUUUAAAGAGGUGAGAAAAGAUAGCUUCUUUCUUCCUUUCUCAUGCAUACAGGUGUAUAUUAUUUCUUGCCAUACAGAAUUAAAUAACUCCUGUGGAGUAAUGUUGAAGGACAGAGGAGAUACCAGUUAUGUUUAUUUUAUCCUUGAUCUUUGGGAGAUUUUUGGGGGGAGGGGAGAUAAUUAGGUUUAUUUAUUAAUUUUCUUUUUUUUUUUUUAAUGGAAGCACUGGGGAUUGAACCCAGGACCUUGUGCAUGCUAAGCAUGCACUCUAGCCCUGAACUACACCCUCACCUCCUUGGGGGAAAUAUUUAAUAAUAGAUCAUAUGUAUGGCAUAUGUUGUAGAAUUUUUUGUGGAUUAGAUGUUUAAGGAAAAUCCAUUCUAUACUUUGUUUAAAAAAACAGCAAGAAUGAGUGAAUUAGCAUCAAAUUAUCUUUAUGCCUCUUCUGAUUUGAUUAUAUGACAUGUUUUCUGUAGGUGGUGAAACAUAUAUAUUGAUUUUUGUGUUUUUAAGUUUUCUGUAUAGUUUUAAACUUGCAGAAAACUUGUAAGACUAGUACAAGAUACUCUUGUGUCAGAUUUACCCGAGUUAAACACUUGUUUGCUUUGCAUCUUUUUCUUUAUCAUUCUCUCUCUCCACGUAUAUGUAUGUGUGUUUCUGAGCAGUUUGAGUUUAACUUGGAAAUAUCUUGCCUCUGUACAAAUGAAUACUUCAAUGCAUGUUUCCUAAGAGCAUAUUUUAUACUGGAGUAUUAUCAUAAUCAGGAAAUUCAAUAUUAGUAAAAUACUACUAUUUAAUCCAUGGUCGAAGUUCAGAUGUCAUCAUUCAUCCUAAUAUUGUCCCUUUGUAUUUUUCCUGGUCCAUGACCACACCCAGAAUCGCAUGGUGUGUUUAGUUACCAUUACUCCCCCUACACUCCUUUAAGGAGACACUCCAUCAGCCUUUCAUUGAGUUUCUUGGACCUGACUGUUUUUGACAAACAUUAUGACAUUUAUUCUGUAAAAUCUCCUGCUUCUCUGAUGUUUGCUAAUGACUGUAUUUCGCUGUUGCCUUGCUUUACAGUGAAACCCCAGAAGUGAUGUGGUGCUGUCCGCUUUUACCAGUGUUGGCGUUAAUCUCUGUCACUUCUUUAAGUUUGUGUUCUUGCCUUUAAAAUGACUCUUUCCCGGGGGUGGGGCGUGCAGCUCAGUGGUAGAGAGCAUGCUCAGCGUUCACGAGGUCCUGGGUUCAAUCCCCAGUGUUUCUGUUAAGGGAGAGAAAAGUUUUUUUAAAAAUGAAGAAUAAGUAAAAUUAUUAUUUCUCUUUUUAGUAAAUAAUUAAGAAGAUGUUUUGAAACUAGGUGAAUAUACUGAUCCACAUCAGUAUCUCACCCCACCACUGAUGAUUUUCAAAUUCCAUCAGUGUUCUACGUGUAUUAGUUGGCAUUCUUCUUUGGAAGUCAGUUUUCCCAGUGACUUGUCUGUCCAUUUGUUUUUCAUUAAUUCGUAUCAGUGGAUUCUUAAAUACUGAAGUGGGUGAUGCUCCUGCAGUGUCUCUGGUUUUGAAGCUCAGGUUUCCCAUGAGCCAUCCUUCAUGCUGGCUGGUCUGUCCCCAUUUCAUGUCACCAUGACAUUUGGUGCACCUAAGGUACCAAAUAUAUUAAGGUUUCAUCUUUCAACUUCCCUUGCCCUGCCAGGCAUCAGUCUUUUCUCCAAGGAGUUCUUCCUUCUGGUAGAGAAAGGUAUGGAGAAAUCAAGAACAGGGUCCUGGAAGUGCUACACCAGGGAGCUGUUGCUUCCAGGCUUCUUUGACGGCGCCAGAUUUAGGUUCGCAAACACUAACCCUGUGAUGGCACAGUCCAUGCCAUUAACUGAAGGUCAGGGAGGGUUUUAAACUAUUUAAAUAUAAAAUUUAUUUCAGGGAAAGACAUCAGUUAUCAACUGUACAAUCUGAUGACUGACAAAUGCAUUUAUCCCUAAAAAAACUUCCCAAUCUAGGUACAGAACAAUUCUCUGAUGCCAAAAAAUGCCCACUUGCCUGAUGGAGUAAGUCUCUGAGAAUCGCUGGCUUUUUUGACUUUUUAUUUUUAAUGUAGUUGUUUUGCCUGUUCUUUCACUGGUAUCUAAAUUUUGCCUGUUCUGUGUUUUAUGGAACAGAGGCUUUUUUUUUGGUAAUGUUAAUAUGUUUGUCAAUGUUAAUUAAGAUUUUGACUUUUCCUGGAUUCUUAAUUAUCCAGGUAUAACAAAACUAUGCUCCUCGUAUUUUUAAAAAUUAGUUUUAGUUAUACACUUAUUCUUAGAGCAGCUGGAGUCUGUCAGUGUACACAGUGUUACAUCUGAAUCCACUGCUACUUACAUAACAUGAGCUGUUUUUGCAGAGGACAGAAUUAAUUCAUUAGAUACUUAUUUGCUACCUACACUUUUUAAGAGUAUUUUGUGCAAGGUUGGCAGCAGUGAAAGAUAUUUAUAAAACUUCCCCUUAUGAAGAAUAAA